Molecule: messenger RNA, 4079 nt
Organism: Rhagoletis pomonella (apple maggot)
Lineage: Eukaryota; Metazoa; Arthropoda; Insecta; Diptera; Tephritidae
Gene: melt
Product: protein melted
Exons: 15
Coding region: 791-4057 (1088 amino acids)
Biological process (GO): regulation of signal transduction
Cellular component (GO): plasma membrane
Molecular function (GO): phosphatidylinositol-5-phosphate binding
Source: RefSeq, a predicted model, not a curated record
AAACAAACUGGUUGGUUGCUCGUAGCUGAGUACGCUGACGAGCUGUGUGCGCAAUGAGUUGGCGAGGUGCGAUCUCCUCCGCCGCAGAGCGUUUGUGCCAUUUACGAUGUGGCGCUUCAAAUCAGUCUACAAUUUGGCUUAUUCGCGUUUGUUCGAUCGUCGGGCGAUAAGCGGAUGUCUGCAAACAAUUGCCAACAGCUACUAGCUAGCAGUUAAUAUAUUCUCAACUAACUAACCAGCGUCCAACCACGAGUGCCAUAAACGUUUCCCUGCUGGCUACCAGCUUAACUAGCUCAGCUGCCUGCCCACUUGCCAGCCGAUCGAACGAAAUUCAAUUCAUAUUCAGUGGCUAAGGGCUUAAACAGCUGUUGCCGCGUUUGUUGCAAGCAACACCGCCACCAACAACAACAAUACUCGUCAGUAGCCGCCGCCAUUAAUGCAACAGCAAGUGUGCUGGUAUUUCUGUCCUGUCGCAGAGACGUUUAACAAAGUGCUAAAUGUGCUCGACGCCGCGGCGUUUUGGUGAUCGCUGCGCAGGAAUAAUAGACUGAUGAUCAAAGUAGGAGACCAAUAUGCUUCUUUAUUUGCAAAUGUACCGUUACGUAAAUAAGACAAAUAUGUAUGUGUCUACGAGCGUAUUUAUAGGUGUAGUGUAAAAGACAAACGCACAUGAGACUAGACAUUCUUCGACGAAUCUUCGAUUGAUUAUUGCAACAAACGGAAAAAAAGACAAUUUGCGAAUUUGCAGACUUAAAAAAAAAAAACAGCAACUAAGUGAAGUAAAAGAAAAAUGCACGAACUCUUCACGAAAGUGCUCUCCAAACGUGAUUUAUCCCGUGCUGGCGAUUUAUUCUCGGUGCCAGAUUCCGAAAUCGUCAAUGAUAUUAGCGAAGUGCUCUCUGACAUCAGUCCGAUUAUUUCACAUCCGGACUAUUUAAAAAACAACAAUGAUCAGUCUGUGGUGGAGAUUUGUGUUACACGUGUGCUCUCUUGCAUACGUGAAACGAAAACUGCUGAACGUUAUUGCGCCGCAUUGGUAGAUUUGUUGCGGACGUGCCUGUUAUGGAAUCUUCAGCCAGCUGGCUCGGCCAAAGAGGAACCUCCUCAUGCAAAAAUUGCCGCUGAUAUUAUUUCAAGUAUAUUUUUGAACUAUGAUAAAAAGGAACUGAUGAAAAUAUCACUGCCGGUGGCAGUGCAAUUCCUGCCAAAAGGCAAUCGUGAAUUGUCUCGAAAUUUAGCGAGCUAUCUUUCUUUGGCAGCUAUAGACUAUGCAUACUUGCUAAGUCCACAUGUGUCAUCGAUUAUGGAUUCGAUUAUGGCCGGAAAUUUCGGCUUACUACGCGUGCUUUCACAAAUUUACGAAGUCUCUCCAGAUGAAGUGUCGCCACAUGCACCACUGUUGGUGACGCUGCUGCCACAAUGCGACUCACAAGAGAAACUGGCAGUGCUACAACUAUACCUACUCAUUGCGCAAAAGACGCCAAUGGUUCUCGAGAGCUGUGUGCCACGCCUAUGCGAAUUGUUGUUCGACACUGAAACUGCCGCAAUAACAAUGCAAAUUUUACUUAAAAUCUCUGAGCAACGUCCCCUACUCAUCGUUGAACAUAGCGAGAAAAUCAAAGCAGCCAGCAAAGCAAAUCCAAAUACGGUUUACUUGGCUGCACAAACGCUCGCCUCGGCCGGACGUACGAGCAAGGCGCAUGCGCAGUACGCACUCGACUUUGUUUUGGAACACUUGCCACAUGCAGAUCGCACAUCACAGACGAAUCUACUACAAGAAGCCACCAAGUUAUGCUCAUCAUUUCCCAUACUGUUCACCGAUAAGGUGCUCGCUUGCGUGCGGCAAAAGAACGCGCUCAGUCAACAGAAACUCUCAACAUCCGAUAUAAACAUCGAUACUAGUACUAAGAUGUCAGGCGGCGUAACCAUAGUGAACCUGAACAGUCCGACCGAUCCGCCACCGCCAACACCAACAGCCGCCGCAGCAGUGGUGGCUACUGUACUCAAUACCGUAGCAGCCAAUAAUUCGAGCGCAUCCAAUGCCUCAGCCACAUCGAUACCAAUCCCUGCCGAACCAGCUUCCAGCGCAGCAACCAUUUCGGUGGCAGCCGCCACAGCCACCACAGGUCGCUUGCAUAAAAGCAAAAAUAAGAGUCGCAGUAGUCCAAGUAGUCCGAAGGAUGGUAGCCGCAAGGCAUUACUCAGUGGCAAUCUGAAAAUAUCAACAACACAACCAACGACGGGCGUCGCAACCAACACAACUGUCAUACAACAGAGCAACCAUGCAACUUUGGGCGGCGCGGCUGCUCCAGUGCCUCCCACGCCGCCGCAUGCCGGUUAUACGCGUCGCGUCAAACUCGGCGAUUCGCGCAGUACUGGUCGCCUGCAUCCAACCGGUAAUACGCAUCGCAGUAUGACACGCCUCAAUGUCGCCGGCGGCUCAGUGGGUGGUCUUCAUAAGAGUAUGACGCGCCUUAGCUCAUCCCAGCAUAUCAAUCAGAAUGGCGGUUCCAGUUCCAACAAUGCCAACAAUUCACAAUCCAGCGGCAAUGUGGUGGUGCAAACAGCCACCGGCGCCAGUACGACAACGGUGGGUACGGGAGCAGCACCCAAAACUCCGACCAGUCCCAGCUGUCCAGGAUAUGUGACACCUGUGCCGCCACUGAGCAAUAAUGUCAUUAUAACGGGUCACAAUAAGUGGGGUAUUCCAUCGACGCAGGUCACUUCGGGUGGCGUCACAGUGACUACAUCUCCGACAAAAGUUAGACCGCAUUCGCAAGGGCCCACAACGUUACUUAACUCGAGUACAGCUUUGUUGAAGUACACCACCGAUGCGCUGAAUCAAUCAAUUGGUUCAAUUUCCAUACCACAAAAUCCGGUUUCGGUGCAUCAUGCAUCGCCAGCGUUGCCGCAACAGAAUAACGGCAAUCAAAAGUCUGUGAUGAAGCUGCCCGUGAAUGGAAAUAGCACACACGAAGUGAUCGUCUCCGGGCCAACAACUAAUAUGACGCCACGUCGUAACAACAACAACACCAGUCGCACGCUACUCAACGCCAAUAAUAGCUGCAUUUUAGAUCAACGCAUGAGCACAUUCGAGCCCUAUCAGAUAAUGCGCGACCCAGUACAGCAAUUUUGUGAAAAACAUUUCGGUUCGAUUAAAUCGUACAUGGAUGAGGUAUCACAAUCGCUGCCGCCGCCAACGCGUUGUAGCAUUGAAGUUUCGAAUGAAUUUGCAGAGCGUCGCACAAAGAAAGUAGCCAAACUGCACUUCGCCUGCCAAAUACGCGGCCCCCAUUGUAUGUACUCGAAGACCUGCUUUACGAUGCGCACGCGCAACCCUAAAACCUGGAUACAUUUAAUGUUUUUGGACUUUCAAGUGCGACACUAUGUGAAGGAAAAAACUGUUUUAAGUACACGCGAGCCCGGCAUUAGCAAUUUGAAGAAUAUCUGGCAAAUACUCAAGUGCGAGAAUCGCAGUUUCACAGAAUUAGUCACCAGUCAGUUUCCGAAUGCAAAGGACCGUGAAAUACUCGUCAACGAAUUACGCCAUUCCGGCUUCCUGGACGUUUUCGAGGUAUCCAAAACCGACACAACCAAUCCAAAUUGCAACGAGUUGGAAUAUCAAUGGGGCUGCCUGCUGUGUAAUCAUCCCGAUAAAGCAGUUGGUUUUCUCAAUGGCAGCAAUCAGCCGAUGAUUGAGGGUCAGCUGAAGGAGAAAAAAGGCAAAUGGCGACUAUUUCGACGCUGGCGCACAAGAUAUUUUACGCUCUCUGGUGCACAUUUGUCCUGCAAAGGAUCGAGCGGUGGCGAAAGCAUUGACGUCAAUCAAAUACGCUCCGUUAAGGUGUCGCGCGGCGCACGCAACAUACCUAAAGCAUUCGAAAUUUUCACCGCCGAUCAGACAUUAAUACUCAAACCCAAGGAUGGCAAAAAUGCCGAGGAAUGGGUGCAGUGCCUCAGCAUUGUGGUGGCACAUUCGCAAGCCCGUGAUAAUCCCACUGCGAAAACAAAUAGUCUGCCUGCACGCGGCAUGGGCAGCAGCAAGCCAUCGUUUUAGAACACUGACAACAAGACAACAA